AUGGAUUUAGGUGAUAAUAUAGUAUAUUUCGGAGAAUGGAUAGAUGAUAUAAAACAUGGAAAAGGUGUUCUAACCUGGAAAGAUGGAUCAAAAUAUGAAGGAUAUUUUAAAAAUAAUAAAGCUCAUGGAAGAGGAAGGUUAAUUCAUGCAAAUGGUGAAAUAUAUGAAGGUUAAUGGGAAUAUGAUAAAGCUUAAGGCUAUGGCAUUUAUAUGCAUUUAGAUGGCGCUACAUAUGAAGGAUAAUGGAUGAAUGAUUAAUAAGAAGGUUUGGAAUUGAAAAAUGGUCAGAUAAAUCAGUUUAUGAAGGAAUUUUUAAAUAAGGUAAAAAAAAUGGAAAAGGAAAAUUUAUUUGGGGGGAUGGGUCUAUUUAUGAAGGAGAGUUUGAAAAUAAUAAUAUAUAAGGAUAUGGAAAAUAUAUAUAAAAUGAUGGCAAAUAUUAUGAAGGUUAAUGGGUUUAAAAUAAAAAAUAAGGACAUGGAUAAUUUGAAUGGGCAGAUGGAAGGAAAUAUAUUGGAUAGUUUUUUUAAGAUUUGAAAGAAGGAUAUGGAGUUUUACUGUUUGAAGAUGGAAGGAAAUAUAUUGGGGAAUGGAAAGAUGAUAAAUAAAAUGGAUUUGG
Ichthyophthirius multifiliis is the source of this 616-nucleotide messenger RNA. RefSeq names its product IQ calmodulin-binding motif family protein, putative. The transcript has 2 exons. NCBI's taxonomy places the organism in Eukaryota, Ciliophora, Oligohymenophorea, Hymenostomatida. The record is from RefSeq and is a predicted model, not a curated record.